CACUAAACCACAGCCAAGUCUGCUCCUCCCCUCUAGUCAUCCUAUCUAUAAGGACCUCUUAUUAUUAUCUACCCUCAUCCUCCCCUCCCUCCCUGACUCUCUCCCUCCUCGGCCAACGGCUUUCUUAAGCCACCGUCGCUCUCCGUCGCGGACCGACCGACUGCCCCUCCUCUACACCCACUCGCCCCAAACUUGCUCGCCUCGCACCUCGCACCUCGCACCUCGCACACCGUCCUCCUCUACCUGCCUUUUUUGCGACAGCUCCUGCGCCUGAUCGUGUCUCACCUCAUCUUGAGGUGCGUAUGGGUCAAUGUUGUCCAUGCAAAAGACGCCCUCCUAUACCAUCCCUCCGUCCGCCAGCUACGAUGGCAACAACAACAACAACCGGCCUCAUCUCCCCCCGUCGGCCAACCAGGCCGUUGAACGUCGCAACUCCACCCGCUCCGUGAUGCUGGCCGACGUCCCCGCCCUCGCCGACUGCCCCUUGGUAGAUGAUUCGCCCCUCUCACAUCGAAACAGCAUCAGCACCAACGAUGACAUUUCCAACGACUCGCCCGUCUCGUGGGAUGGCGACGGUCCCUCCGACAGCUCCCCCACGGCCGAGGUCGACGUCAAGGUCCACGAUGGGCUGCACCACCCCUUCUCCACCGCCGCAGUCGUCUCGCCCAAGGCCUUCCGCUUCAACCUGCUCGCAUCCCAUCUCCCGGACGCCGAGGUGACGCCCAAGAUCGAGGAGAUCGACGAUGUGGAUGAGCUGCAAAGUAUUAAGCCGGUGGGAGUGGAGACGUUGGUCAAUGCGAAUCCGGAUGCCACGGCUGCUCCCGUCCACGUCCCACGGAAACGUGGACGACCACGUAAACAUCCGCUGCCAGUGCCCGGGGGCCAGCUCAAGAUAACCAAGGGUCGAUCCAAGACGGGUUGUAUCACCUGUCGCCGGCGAAAGAAGAAAUGUGACGAGACCAAGCCAGCGUGUUUGAACUGUCAGAAGAAUGCCGUCGUGUGCGAAGGGUAUCCGCCCAAGGAGAUCUGGAAGAGUGGGAAGCAGAAGCUGGAAGAUGCUUAUAUGAUAGGUUCCAAUCACCGCAUGUCUGCCUUAUCUGACUUGGUUGGUUUCACAGCAGCCCGCAGCCAUUCCAUGGUUGCUCGCUCGUUACCUCUCUUGAUCGAUGGCGUCGAGACCGAGAUUGAUCGGCGGUUUCUAGACCACUUUGUCUACGGUUUCAGUCGGGUGUUGACUCUGAUCAACGAUGACUCAAAUCCGUUCAAAGAGAUUCUGCUCCCCAUGGCCACCCAGCAUCGGGGGCUUAUGCAUUCGCUGAUGUGUCUCUCUGGGUCCCAUCUAUCGGCCCUUGAUCCGGAGCCCAAGCUGAAAGAGCGGAAAUACUAUCAUUUCCACCGCGCGAUCAGGGAUCUCAAGGACAACAUCACCGCAUCGUCCUCGGCCGUACAAGACCCCGAGCUGCUGGUUGAAGAUCCCAUCAUUGCCUCCACAAUAGCCCUCAGCCUGAAUACCAUCUGCGAGGGAGAGACCAACGGUGAAUAUCGACCGCACAUGGAUGCCGCAAGGUAUCUGCUGGUGACGCAGCAACCGAGGAAUGAGAAGUUCCGACAGUUUAUUGUCGAGUUUUUCCAGUACCAUGACGUGUCCAACUCUAUCACGUCGCUUGAUCGCCGCCCGUCCCAUCUUCAAGGCGGCUUGCGGCUCCCCGACUUCGUGCCUCACGCACAAGCAGGCAUGUUCCUGGGCGUGUUUGACGGGCUCUUCAACUACAUCUCCGAGGUGACUCGGAUACGAGAUCGGAUUCGUCAGCGAUCCAACGAGGGGUAUGAGCCAGCGGUCGAUUACCAGAUCCUGGGGGAUGCCGUUUCCAUCGAUUCGGCCAUCCGGGCCUGGGAGACGUCGUACGCCCCCAACACCCCGAACUAUUUCCUGGCCCAACUGUACCGCCAGUCGACCUGGGUGUAUCUGUACCGCACCAUCCGACCCUCCCGGCCGAGUGAGAAGAUCGCCCAGGUUGUGGACGACGGUCUCGCCUUCCUGGACCAGCUGCCCCAGGACGCGGGUGCCUACAGCAUCGUUCUAAUGCCACUGUUCCUCCUGGGCUGCUCUGCAUUCAUCCCCCGCCAACGCGAGAGAAUCACGAAGGGCUUCGAGUCUCUCAAGGCCUACUCCAACCUCCGCAACAUCGAACCCGCCCGCAAAGUAGUGGAACGUGUGUGGGAGGUCAUGGACACCAAGAUGGAAGAAAGUUGGGACUGGGAGAAGAUCAUCAGCGGCAUGAACAUGGAUUUCCUCAUCACCUAG
This is a messenger RNA of Aspergillus heteromorphus CBS 117.55, 2305 nucleotides long. RefSeq names its product Zn(II)2Cys6 transcription factor. Gene Ontology annotation, cellular component: nucleus. Bases 311 to 2305 code for a protein of 664 amino acids. Gene Ontology annotation, biological process: positive regulation of transcription by RNA polymerase II. The transcript is spliced from 3 exons. NCBI's taxonomy places the organism in Eukaryota, Fungi, Ascomycota, Eurotiomycetes, Eurotiales, Aspergillaceae. Gene Ontology annotation, molecular function: zinc ion binding; transcription cis-regulatory region binding; DNA-binding transcription factor activity, RNA polymerase II-specific. The record is from RefSeq and is a predicted model, not a curated record.